This is a messenger RNA of Tetrahymena thermophila SB210, 648 nucleotides long. RefSeq lists its product as hypothetical. NCBI's taxonomy places the organism in Eukaryota, Ciliophora, Oligohymenophorea, Hymenostomatida, Tetrahymenidae. The record is from RefSeq and is a predicted model, not a curated record. The transcript has a single exon.
AUGGUUUGCUAUCUUAAUAAAACCAACAUUAAGAGGAUUAGUGAUAUUUUAGAAUCUUUAAUUAAUAAAUGGCUUCAUUAAUAAAUUAUUUCCAUUUUAUUAAACAUCAAAUAAGGGUUAAUAAAUAUUUACUGCUCCUUAUUAAUCAAAAAAUAAAGGAACUAUAUCACCUAAAGAAAUCUCUAAGCUAUUCUGAUCUAAUGCACUAAUAUCUAAUUAAAUAAUUUGAUUGUUUUCUAAGUUUUAGAAGAAAUAUUAAUUGUCAUAAGUUUUAAGAAUCAAAACUUGCCAGUCAUAACAAAUGCUCGAGCCAAUAAUCAAUUUAUUUUCAGUAGGGAUAAUUUACAAUAUUGUCCCUGUAAAAUAUAACCAUAUUACAGCACGAAGAGAAUCAUAACUGACCAACAGCAAUUAUCCUUCUUUAAUAAGUAAGAAUGCUUCUACUAUACUGUUAAUAUGAAAAUUUAAACUUUUUAUUAGCAGUUUUGUUUCUUAAUUCCAAAUUUAAAGUCUUCCCAAAGAGUCAUAAGUUAUGAAUUAUUUAAAUUAAUUAAUGAAAACUAUUCCUUAUAUUUAAGUAUUUAAAAAUGUAUUUAAGCUGUAAGACUAAAUUUAGUAGCAGUCUAUUAUCCUUUGACAAUAAUUUGA